AUGCGGAAGAUGCAUGACGAGAACCCGCCCGGCCUAGCCGAAACGCUACAGAGGAGGACCAAAGCUGCUGUCCUUCCUCCCCCACGCGCCUGGGCGAACCGACACUGUUGGAGCCAUCGAUUGGGGCUCCUAAGGCUUCUCGCACUCUACGCCGCCUUCCGCUUGGUGCAUGGCUUGGUCGAGUCGGGUACGCGAGGCCCGGCUUUCUCCGGAGCUUCGCUAGCCGUGGGCCUGGUUGGAAGCCUCCUUCUGAGUGCAACGAAGAGGCGCGAUGUGUGCGAGCUUGGCAGCUUAUUCAUCGCCGUCACCAUGAUGCUUUUGGACGUCCUCGGAGCGAUGAUGUCGGAGGGUGAAGUCGCACAAAGGUCGUGGCUCACCCGCACUGCGGUGUUUUGGUCCCUGUCGGCGGUCGGCUUCGGAUGGCGCCCUUGUUUUACAGGCUUGUUUGAAGCUCUGACGCAGUCAUGCCACGCCGGAGCCAUCGUAUAUCUGCAACAGACCCAGGCCUUCGAUGGUCCUGGGCCCGUGGACGAGCUGCUCGUGUUUGCUUUCUUCGCACUUGCAGGCUUCAUAGCUGCCUUGCAUUUCAACUGGCUCCUCGUGGAUCUGUAUCUCGCAGAAAGAGCAGCGCUGGGCGAAGCGGAGGCCUAUUCCAAGCUGAUUUGCAUGGUAUGCGACUUCGAUAUGGUGGUCUCCGAGACACGGAAGUCCCCUGCACAGAUUGCGCGCGGUGCAGAAUCUUUGGAAAAGGCUCUUGGCCAAGAUGUCUCUGAUGGCACCGAGCUGGAGGAUGUCGUUUGCGAGUACUACCGCGACGACUUCCAGAGGACCUUGGCCACGGCGGACGAGCUGGUGCCUGUCCUGCUUUCGACCCGGCUCCGAGGGGCGGGAUCGAAGGAAAUGAACGCGCAUCUUCUGAUAGUGCGGAUGCCGGAUGCCGGGGCGACGGAGUAUUUAGCUGAGCCCUCCGGAGGCAGCUUCCUGCUGGCAGCUCGGUUGGAGGCUGCGGAGACGCCAUCGGCAGCUCCCAGUCCGCCGCCACCCUCUGAGCAGCUGCCCAUAGUUUACAGGUAUCCGAAGGACUACUCGGAGCUAAUUUCCGAGGAGAUCUUGGAUACGGCUCGCCGGGAAAGCACGGCGACCACGGCGACGGGUGUGCUCUUCGGUGACGUGGAGAUCAGCCACACCGGCCUGAAGACCUUGGUCGACCUGGGUCGCAAGGAGCAUUGGCUCAUUGAUGCGGACCACGUUCAGUUGCACGCAACUACUGUCUUGGGUUCUGGAGGCUUCGGCAUCGUCUGUGAGGGAACCCUCUGCGGCGCGGCAGUGGCCAUCAAGUUCCCAAGGAAGAGCACCAAGAACUCGACCUCGCAGACGCCGAACACGCGGGACCACGUCCUCAUCAUGAACUAUCUCACGGAGCUCCGGUUGCUUCGCUACGUCCGGCAUCCGAACAUCGUUGCAUUCUACGGUGCUACAGUGGAUGUAGACAAUCUCGAGAUGAUCUUGAUCUUUGAGAAGAUGGAAGGGAGCACUUUGAGCAAGUACAUCGAGUCCGAGAAACCUCCUGAGACAAAGCGCCUGCACGUCCUGCUGGAUGUGGCGAAGGCUUUGGUCUACUUACAUGGGCUACUGCCAGCGGUGGUCCACGGUGACCUGAAGGGUGAGAACAUUUUCGUAGACACCACGCGGGAGCGGCUGGUGGCAAAGCUUGGUGACUUCGGUCUUGCUCGCAAGAACACCUCAAUAGCCCGUGGCAUGGGUGGCACGCUGCGCUGGUGUGCCCCAGAGGUUCUCUCAGGCCAACAGCCUCCUUCCACGGCUGCGGAUGCGUACAGCUUUGGGCAGCUGGCAUACUUCGCAGUUUCAGGGACCAUCCCCAUGAUUGAGCUCAAGCGCCACGAGAUCGCGAGCGCAUUAGCAAGAGGGUAUGCGCCGAAUGAAGUUUGGCCCACCGACUACUUCUCUACGAGGAUCCGCGAAAUCUCCGAGGCUUGCCGUAAACUCGACCCUGAGGCCCGAAUGUCGAUGAAAGAAGUCUGGCACGAGCUCGGGCGAGUAGAGGAACCUGGAAAGCCCAAACGGGGGAUUCGCAGCUGGCUGGGCGGCAGCAAAGCGUUGGUACUAGGUGAGGAGCUGGUUCAUCCUUUCGGAAUUCUACCUGCUCCCUCCGAGCUUCCACCCGCCCCAGCGGGUGAGCCCCCGCGACCCGGCGGCGAUGGUACCGGCCAUCUGGAGGCGCAGCUUGCCUCAGCACGCCGCCACGUACUGGACCGCGCUGCGUGA
Symbiodinium sp. CCMP2592 is the source of this 2286-nucleotide messenger RNA. The record is from the annotation of a GenBank genome assembly. Lineage: Eukaryota; Dinophyceae; Suessiales; Symbiodiniaceae.